GCUGGCGCUCAGCAAGGCCACGCGGAAGGUCGGGCCCAGGAAAGCUGGGCCCCAACAUGGCCACCCGGCCGUCCACAGAGCGGGCCGAGGAAACCUCCGCCUCCACUUCCGGAAUUUGAAUAGGUUUCCGGAAGCCAGGACGGUGUCUCCAUGACAACCGACGUUGGGGCUUGAGGUGCGCUGCUUGAGGACUAGCAGAGAAAGUGUCCGGAAGUCGGCGCCUUGUUGUUGUUUGGAUUUUGGCUUCUUGCCAAGGCAGCCCCGUUGUUAAAGCGGAUUCGGGGAGGCGAGGGGGCGUGCCCUGGGGCAAAGGGAGCGCGGCGGGCGGCGGCAUCCCGGCUCCACUCCCCUGCCCGCUGGCCGGUGACCUGAACUCUGACCUGCAGGAUGGGGAUCAUGCUUUCCCGCCUUGCAGAGGAGCUGCAGGGUUCGAGGGAGCUGCCUCGGUGCUGGCUCUUGUCUUAGAGUAAAAGAAACAGCUCUGAUUCUUCUCCCUGGGCGCUGGGCGAGUCGGGUGCUGUCUGGGGGACGUGGAAUGUGCCCUCGGAGGCCGAGAGCAGAGGAAGAUGCUGCAGGCCAGCGGCUACAGCCUGGUGCUCUCCCUGCAGCUCCUGCUGCUGACCUAUGACCUCUUUGUCAAUUCCUUCUCGGAGCUGCUCCGCGCGGCGCCCGUCAUCCAGCUGGUGCUGUUCAUCAUCCAGGACAUCGCGAUCCUCUUCAACAUCAUCAUCAUCUUCCUCAUGUUCUUCAACACGUUCGUCUUCCAGGCCGGCCUGGUCAGCCUUCUGUUCCAUAAGUUCAAGGGGACCAUCGUCCUGACAGCCGUGUACUUCGCCCUCAGCAUCGCCCUCCACGUCUGGGUCAUGAACUUACGCUGGAAAGACUCCAACCGCUUUGUCUGGACAGAGGGGCUUCAAACACUGUUUGUGUCCCAGAGGCUAGCGGCGGUGUUAUACUGUUACUUCUACAAACGCACGGCCGUGAGACUGGGCGACCCUCGCUUCUACCAGGACUCCGUGUGGCUGCGCAAGGAGUUCACGCAAGUCCGAAGGUGACGCGUCACACUGAUGGGUGCCUCCUGCCUGGCAGGGGCCACAUGGGGAUCUGCGAGGGGGACGAUGGCCCCGGGCCCAGGACGCAGCCGACAGGCUCAGGCCAGUUGUGUCCCGCAGCCGAGAAGCAAGAUCCUCCCUCUUGCAAACUCAGGUUCCGGUGCAGACUCCAGGCCAUGCAUAGCCCCCCAGCCCCUCUCGGCUCUGCCCGCCCCUCCCCCCUCUGCUCACAGGGCCCUCGGCUUUAUCCGUGGGAACUCCCCGCAUCUGCGCUCUGCUCCACAUCCUAAGGACCAGGCGACACAAAGACAAAGAGGGGUGUUUCUGUGCUGCUGACUGACCACGCCUGGGACGUUGAGAUUCUGUGCCCAAGGCCCUUUCUGUUUCUUACGUUUUAUAAAUAGGGAAUAAAUGGAAGUGUUUCCAGAA
Messenger RNA from Myotis brandtii (Brandt's bat), 1481 nucleotides. RefSeq names its product transmembrane protein 138 (gene TMEM138). Lineage: Eukaryota; Metazoa; Chordata; Mammalia; Chiroptera; Vespertilionidae. Bases 567 to 1055 code for a protein of 162 amino acids. The transcript has 5 exons. Gene Ontology annotation, cellular component: cilium. The record is from RefSeq and is a predicted model, not a curated record.